Closterium sp. Yama58-4 is the source of this 3366-nucleotide messenger RNA. The record is from the annotation of a GenBank genome assembly. NCBI's taxonomy places the organism in Eukaryota, Viridiplantae, Streptophyta, Zygnematophyceae, Desmidiales, Closteriaceae.
AUGCACUCCCGACUUUUCCUCGCCCGCUCUCCUCUUUGCCUCCCUCUCCUCUUUGCCUCCCUCUCCUCUUUGCCUCCCUCUCCUCUUUGCCUCCCUCUCCUCUUUGCCUCCCUCUCCUCUUUGCCUCCCUCUCCUCUUUGCCUCCCUCUCCUCUUUGCCUCCCUCUCCUCUUUGCCUCCCUCUCCUCUUUGCCUCCCUCUCCUCUUUGCCUCCCUCUCCUCUUUGCCUCCCUCUCGUCUUUGCCUCCCUCUCCUCCCCGCCUCCCUCUCCUCCCCGCCUCCCUCUCCUCUUUCCCCCCCUUUCCUCUCCGCAACCCUUUUCCCUUCUCUGCAGGGCGACUAUACCUUCACAUUCCCCACCUCCCUCCUCUCUUCCACACCCCUCCACCAUCUCUCCUCUUCAGCACCAGUCACUCCUCCCCCUCCUCUCUCUCCUACCACUCCACCCCUUCCUCCUCCCACCACUCACACCAUAACAGCAAUGGAGGCGGGCGGCGAGUCGUCCUUUGUGCCGUGGCGGCGGGUGGAGCUAAGCCGAGCUGGUGAUUUCGAUGGCUCCCACAUGGACGGCUCUCAGGAUUCCAGCUGGGUGCCACGUGGCAGCUACCAAUUGGUGCCCGAGAUCAGCCCGGAUGAGGUGGCAGCAGGGUUGGUUUUCUCCCCCUCUAUGGAGGAAUCCGUUACUGUCACAUCCGCCCCCAUCACUGACAUAAUCUUCAAACAGUCACACCUGUUCAUAUUUGGCAAGGUGCAGUGUCUGCAGGAGUGUGACUCCACCGUUUCAGUCUCACUCUGGGCUCUCACAGGCAAUGGGGCAGAUGAAAGGGCAGAUGAAAGGGCAGGUGGAGAGACAGAGCAGCAGCAGGGCACGUUUUUACAACGGGUGGUGCUCCCAGCAAUAGUGCCACUGCCUUGCAGCAUGGCGAGUGGUGCUGGGAGGAGGGAGCACGUCAACAAAAUGCUCUCAUCCCCCACUUCGUCUCCCUUCCCACCCCCCUCCUCCCUUCACACACAACAGGCCCGCAAGGCUCCCGCCAAUGCCACUGGAUUGCAGAGCGACGAGUGGUGCUGGGAGGAGGAGGGUCGUGCCGACGUGGCGGUGUUUGAUUCGCCCGUGACAAACGUACAGCUGGCGCAGCGCGGGUGGCGCAUGGUGGUGCGGGCGGAAAUGGAGGACAAAUUCACACUCACCCACAGGGACUACGAUCCCACAGACUUCAGUGUCUCGCCCGGAGUGCAGGAGUUCUGUGUGGAGUCCCCAGGGGAAUACACCCUCGCCAUGUCCCACGCCUGCGCCUACUAUGGGGCACUCUCUUUUUCCUUCCACACCCGCCAGCCCAAGCCCAUCCUCCUGACACCCACGGCCUACCGCGUGUCCGGCCCCGUUUUCCUCAACACCUCCCUCCUCCCUCCAUCGCUCUCCCACCUCUCUCUCGAAGCAACCAUCGUUGCGCGCAUCAGUGGGAAUGGUGGCGGUAGUGACAGCUACGGCUCUCUCUCAGUGCGCCGCCCGCCAUCCAAGGAGGACCCUGUGGCAAUCUAUGACCAGGCAAGCAUCGUUGCGCGCAUCUGUGGGAAUGAAGACAGUAGGAGUGACAGCUACGGCUCUCUCUCAGUGCGCCGCCCGCCAUCCAAGGAGGACCCUGUAGCUGUCUAUCGCCAGGUGAGCAUUGAGCAAAGUCUAAUCUCCUGCUCUCUCCCCACCCCUCCUGCUCUCUCCCCAUCCCUCCUGCUCUCUCCCCAUCCCUCCUGCUCUCUCCCCAUCCCUCCUGCUCUCUCCCCAUCCCUCCUGCUCUCUCCCCAUCCCUCCUGCUCUCUCCCCAUCCCUCCUGCUCUCUCCCCAUCCCUCCUGCUCUCUCCCCAUCCCUCCUGCUCUCUCCCCAUCCCUCCUGCUCUCUCCCCAUCCCUCCUGCUCUCUCCCCAUCCCUCCUGCUCUCUCCCCAUCCCUCCUGCUCUCUCCCCAUCCCUCCUGCUCUCUCCCCAUCCCUCCUGCUCUCUCCCCAUCCCUCCUGCUCUCUCCCCAUCCCUCCUGCUCUCUCCCCAUCCCUCCUGCUCUCUCCCCAUCCCUCCUGCUCUCUCCCCAUCCCUCCUGCUCUCUCCCCAUCCCUCCUGCUCUCUCCCCAUCCCUCCUGCUCUCUCCCCAUCCCUCCUGCUCUCUCCCCAUCCCUCCUGCUCUCUCCCCAUCCCUCCUGCUCUCUCCCCAUCCCUCCUGCUCUCUCCCCAUCCCUCCUGCUCUCUCCCCAUCCCUCCUGCUCUCUCCCCAUCCCUCCUGCUCUCUCCCCAUCCCUCCUGCUCUCUCCCCAUCCCUCCUGCUCUCUCCCCAUCCCUCCUGCUCUCUCCCCAUCCCUCCUGCUCUCUCCCCAUCCCUCCUGCUCUCUCCCCAUCCCUCCUGCUCUCUCCCCAUCCCUCCUGCUCUCUCCCCAUCCCUCCUGCUCUCUCCCCAUCCCUCCUGCUCUCUCCCCACCCCUCCUGCUCUCUCCCCACCCAUCCAUGCAUACCCCUCCUAUCUCCUUUCCUUCCCUGUGCCGUGCAGUCCUACUGGCUUGAACCACACACCGAUGUCUCGCUCUCCCUUCACCACUCCGGCUUCUCGGCCGCACCUCCCACAUGCUCCUCCACUGCGGAUAGUGCUGCUGCUCGUAGUCGUGGUGCUGGUGGUUUUGGUGAUACGAGGGUUGAAGCAGGAGAGGUGGAUUUAGGGGAGGUGGAUUUAGGAGAGGUGGAUUUAGGCGAGGUGUGGGAUCAGCAAGUUCAGGAGGAACAAGAGGAGAAUCUGAAAGCUGGGACUUUGUCUAUGGGGCUGAAGGAACAGCCCUCCCCAGAUGGCACCUUCCCCUUCCCACCAACCCCGCGGCUCCUCUUCUACCCUCCAGCCAUUCCUGUGAGAGUCGACCCCUUCAGGUGCCCUCCGCCCAUCCCACCAGUCCAUGCCCGCCCAGGCAUCUUCCUCACAGCCAGAAUCACUCCCGCGCUGCCAGGUGUCAACGUCUCAGUGGUCGCUGACUCGGCAAGUGAUGCAGGGGGGUGGCAGUUGGGGGAGGUGGUGGGAUGGCGGUUGACAGAGGGGUGGAGGAGAGGAGGGGAGGAGAGGAGGGAAGAGGAGGAGGUGAAAAGAGAAAGAGAGGAGCAGAGGAGGGAGAUGGGGGAGAAUGAUGUGGAGGAGAUGAAGGAAAAUACAGAGGAGGUUACCCUGGGUCCGUUGUACGACGAUGCCAGUUACCACGUGGAGCUGAAUAAGGAAGGAUACAUCUUUUCGUCCACUGGAGACAACUCGUACACAGCAGAGAGGGCCGAGGCCACACAGCAAAUGUGCAACCCUGGCAGCAAGAGUGGAGGGGAGCAGCAGGAGUGCAAGUGGCAGUCGUGA